This is a messenger RNA of Salvelinus namaycush (lake trout), 4961 nucleotides long. Its product is annotated as eukaryotic translation initiation factor 5B-like. The record is from RefSeq and is a predicted model, not a curated record. The transcript is spliced from 22 exons. Lineage: Eukaryota; Metazoa; Chordata; Actinopteri; Salmoniformes; Salmonidae. Bases 81 to 3836 code for a protein of 1251 amino acids. Gene Ontology annotation, molecular function: GTPase activity; GTP binding; translation initiation factor activity.
ACCACCAUUGGAUCAACCAUAUGUGCUGUAUCGGCGAACAACGAGGCUGAACAUUGUGGAUAAAAAUAAAAACAAGGAGAAUGGGGAAGAAACAGAAAAAGUCAGGCGAUGACAGUGCCAAAGACGAUGGCAUCGACCUUGACGCCCUAGCAGCAGAAAUCGAAGGAGCGGGAGCCUCCAAGGAGCAAGGUAAAGGAAAGGCCAAGAAGAAGAAAGACAAAAAGAAAGACGAUUUUGAUGAAGACGACAUCCUGAAGGAGCUGGAGGAACUGUGUCUUGAAACCACAGGAGCUAAAGGCAGCAAGAAACCAGACGCCACAGACGAGCCGGAGAGUGCCGCCGAGCCCCCGCCGCCCACCAAAGCGGAGAAGAAGAAGACGCGGAAGGGCAAGCGAGCCAGCCUGGAGGAUGACGACGGGGACGGCGAAGAGGUUUCGGGUACGGGUGACGUGGAAAACGAAGACAAGCAGAAGGACAAGAAGACGUCUGCUGCCCCCGCUGCUGCUGCUGCUGGCUCAGACUCGGAGGACGACGCCUCACGGACCCGGAGGAAACCCAAGGCAGGGAAGAAGGGAGGCCGCAAGGAGGCCUCGGACGAGGAAGAGGAGGAUGACGAUGGAGGUGCGAGGAAAGGAGAGGGGGGAGGGGAGGAUGAUUCAGAUGAUGACGACUCGGUGGACGCGUCGCAGGCCGGAAAGAAAGGCAAGAAGAAGAAGGGCAAAGCCAAGGCAGACAGUGAAGAAGAGGAAGAGGAGGAGGGAACCUUCAAGAUGAAGACGGCAGCUCAGAAGAAGGCAGAGAAGAAGGAGAGAGACCGCAAGAAGAAAGAGGAGGACAGGGCUAAGCUGAAGAAGCAGAAGGAGAAGGAGGAGGAGAAAGAGGGGAGUAUUGAGGUUGCAGCAGUGCCUAAGAAAGAGAAAGAGGUAGUGAAGAAGAGUGAGCCAGCGGUGGCCCCAGCAGCGGCCCCAACCCCAGCAGCAGCCCCAGCAGCGGCCCCAACCCCAGCAGCAGCCCCAGCAGCAGAGACGGAGGCAGCAGCAGAAAUUGAAGAUCAGGAAGGGGCUGAUCCUCAAGGAGAGGAAGAGGAAGGGGGAGACAAGAAGGGCAAGAAAGACAAGAAGAAGAAGAAGGGGGACAAGGAGAAGGAGAAAGAGGAGAAGAAGAAGGGACCCAGCAAGGCCACAGUGAAGGCCAUGCAGGAGGCUCUGGCUCACAUGAAGGAGGAAGAGGAGCGCGCCAAGAAGGAGGAAGAGGAGAAUCUGCGUCGCCUUGAAGAGCAGGAGGCUCAGAGACUGGAGCAGGAGCGUCUGGAACAGGAGCGCAAGGAGAAGAAGAAACAGAAGGAGAAAGAGAGGAAGGAGAGGCUGAAGAAGGAGGGCAAACUGCUGACCAAAGCCCAGAAAGAGGCCCGGGCAAGGGCUGAGGCCACACUUGAACUCCUGAAGGCCCAGGGUAUUGAAGUGCCAUCCAAAGACGACUCGGUGCCAAAGAAGAAGCCAGUGUACGGAGACAAGAGGAAAAAGAAGCCCCAACAAGCACAGACCCCUGAAGAGAUCUCAGAGGUCAUGUCACCCACGUCGGAGACGGCAGAGCCAAUCAUCUCACCGAUGGCGGUGGAAACUCCUGAAGUAGCAGCAGAGGUAGAGCAGAAAGCUGAGUCUGCAGUUGAUGACUGGGAGGCUAUCGCUGAGACCAUCGAUCAGGACAAAGAGCUGAAGACGGUCCACAUUGAGGUGAAGCCAGAGACGCCAAAGCAGCCCCAACAGAAACCCUCGUCACAGCCGGAGGAAGUGGAGGACGACGAGGAAGAGGACGAGGAGGAAGAGGAUGACGAAGAGGAGGAGAGUGAGGAGGAGGAAGAGGAGAAGGAGAGUCAGCCUCACACACCGAAGCAGGCCCCAGCCACUAAGAGGAAGGGAGGGAAGGAGAGCUCAGCGUCCAGUAGUGACAGCGACUCCGAUGACGAUCGCACUAAAGAGGAGCGGAUAUACGACAAGGCCAAGAAGCGUAUUGAGAAACGGCGAGCAGAGAACAUAAAGAACAUAAACCUGGACAAGCUCCGCUCCCCCGUCGUCUGUGUACUGGGCCACGUAGACACAGGCAAGACCAAGAUCCUGGACAAGCUGAGGCAUACACACGUACAGGACGGAGAGGCAGGAGGGAUCACCCAACAGAUCGGAGCCACUAACGUACCGCUGGAGGCCAUCGUAGAGCAGACCAAGAUGGUGAAGAACUUCAACAACGAGGCCAUUAAAAUCCCAGGAAUGCUGAUCAUCGACACCCCAGGCCACGAGUCUUUCAGUAACCUGAGGAACCGGGGCAGCUCUCUGUGUGACAUAGCCAUCCUGGUGGUGGACAUCAUGCACGGCCUGGAGCCUCAGACCCUGGAGUCCAUCAACCUGCUCAAGGAGAAGAAGUGUCCCUUCAUUGUAGCACUUAACAAGAUUGACCGUCUGUACGACUGGAAGAAGAGUCCGGACACAGACGUGGUGGCCACACUGAAGAAGCAGAAGAAGAACACCAAGGAUGAGUUUGACGAGAGGGCCAAAGCUGUCAUCGUGGAGUUCGCCCAGCAGGGUCUGAACGCAGCCCUCUUCCAUGAGAACAAGGACCCUAGGACCUUUGUGUCUCUGGUGCCCACGUCGGCCCACUCCGGGGACGGCAUGGGCAACCUGAUCGCUCUGCUGGUGGAGCUCACCCAGACCAUGCUGGCACGACGCCUGGCACACUGCGACGAGCUCAGGGCGCAGGUCAUGGAGGUGAAAGCCCUGCCUGGUAUGGGCACCACUAUAGACGUGAUCCUGAUCAACGGGGUUCUCCGGGAGGGCAUGACCGUCAUCGUCCCGGGGGUGGAGGGACCCAUCGUCACCCAGAUCAGGGGGCUGCUGCUGCCUCCACCCAUGAAGGAGCUCAGGGUCAAGAACCAGUAUGAGAAGCAUAAGGAGGUGUGUACGGCCCAGGGAGUGAAGAUCCUGGGGAAAGACCUGGAGAAGACCCUGGCAGGGCUCCCCCUGCUGGUGGCCCACAAGGAGGACGAGGUGGCCGUGCUCAGGGAUGAGCUGGUGCGGGAGCUGAAACAGACUCUGAACUCCAUCAAGAUGGAGGAGAAGGGUGUGUACGUCCAGGCCUCCACUCUCGGAUCCCUGGAAGCCUUGCUCGAGUUUCUACGAGUGUCCAAAGUGCCUUACGCUGGCAUCAACAUCGGUCCAGUCCACAAGAAGGACGUGAUGAAAGCUUCCACUAUGCUGGAGCAUGACCCACAGUAUGCAACGAUCCUGGCGUUUGAUGUGAAGGUGGAGAGGGACUCUCAGGAGAUGGCUGAUAGUCUGGGGGUCAGGGUGUUCAGCGCUGAGAUCAUCUACCACCUGUUUGAUGCCUUCACCAAGUACAGAGAGGACUACAAGAAGGCCAAGCAGGACGAGUUCAAACAUAUUGCUGUGUUCCCCACUAAGCUGAAGAUCCUGCCUCAGUUCAUCUUCAACUCUAGAGACCCCAUAGUCAUGGGAGUCAACGUGGAGGCUGGGGUCCUCAGACAGGGAACCCCAAUCUGUGUGCCCAGCAAGGGGUUUGUGGACAUUGGCAUCGUGACCAGCAUUGAGAUCAACCACAAGAUGGUGGACAGUGCCAAGAAGGGCCAGGAGAUCUGUAUAAAGAUCGAACCGAUCCCCGGAGAGGCACCCAAGAUGUUCGGCCGACACUUUGAGGCCACCGACAUCCUCGUCAGCAAGAUCACCAGAGCGUCUAUCGAUGCCCUGAAGAACUGGUUCAGAGACGAGAUGGGCAAAUCUGACUGGCAGCUCAUCAUGGAGCUCAAGAAGACUUUUGAAAUCAUCUGAACAGAAGAACGGGCACACACCUUCAUGUCUUCAGGCGGCCGCAGAACACUUACACACAAACACACACACCACUGAUUAUGUGACACCUGAUCAAAGACACACACACACUUGUUCAUCACACCCACGUAUGCAUACAUCCAUAAAUGGUGGGAGCAGUGCAGUGUCCCACUUUCCCCCUCUCCCCCAUCGCCUCCCCUCUGGUGGGUGGGGGAGUGUAUUUUUAGAGGGGAAACAGUGUUUUUCUGUGAGAAACCAAACUAUUUCCCGCUGUUAACAGUGACAGUUUAGACAGCAUCGACACACACACACUAUUCCAACGUGCCUGUUGUUUGGAAUCAUCUUGAGUUUUGUUUUUCAUUUUGCCGCUCUCUCUCUCUCCACAUCCGUCUGCUGCUGGAGUCCUGCCCCCUAUAAUCACUCUGGUGUUCAGGCUGGGGCGAGACGGCAGAGGGGGCGAGUGGGAGUGAAGAAAGCUGGGUCAGGCGUCACCGGAACCACAGAUCUACAGAAUUCAGCAAACUGGGUUUGACAAGUUUCCGUGGGUGCCAUGUUGGCACCGGAAGUCGCAAGGAGAAUGACAUUCCACUGAGAAUGCAAAUGAGAACCUUAUUGUUAUGACACGUUGGUUGCCAACAUGGAGGCUAGUUUGCUGAACUCUUUAUAUCUAUCAUGGAUCAAGGGGAGCUGUGCGCCAAAGGCCUGAGCCAAUUAGAAGAGGGGAGAGGGGAGGCAUUCUUACCAGACGUUUUAGACGUCUGAAUAAUACGACCUUGUCAGUGUUUUCUCUUUUCUUGAAUGCAGUUAUUUUAUGGUCCUUUUAAAAAGCCCCUCCCUCUCUGACAUCACCACCACUCAUCACCAGCCCCCCCUGUCAGUGCAGUUCGACUGGUGCCUACGGACGUUUUUUUUACCAAGAAUGAACUAGGUGACAAAAUAGGCGGUCCCUCUCCUCUCUACUUGAGUUCAAAAUGUAAAAGAUAAUAAAAAAUCUACAUCAAUAAAGACAUAUUUAUAGAAGUUGCAAACUCUGCCCCCCUCUGCCUUGUUGUAUAUUUUGGAUAAUGGUAUGAAUGGAAUAUGCAUUGAAUUCAAUUCUUUGAAAAAUAAAUAUGAAGUGCUACUUCC